Loxodonta africana (African savanna elephant) is the source of this 2294-nucleotide messenger RNA. RefSeq names its product coenzyme Q10A (gene COQ10A). Gene Ontology annotation, molecular function: ubiquinone binding. The coding region runs from base 156 to 887 and encodes 243 amino acids. Gene Ontology annotation, cellular component: mitochondrion. The transcript has 5 exons. Gene Ontology annotation, biological process: cellular respiration; ubiquinone biosynthetic process. NCBI's taxonomy places the organism in Eukaryota, Metazoa, Chordata, Mammalia, Proboscidea, Elephantidae. The record is from RefSeq and is a predicted model, not a curated record.
CGGGCGGGUGCAGGGCGAGAGGAGCUGUAGCCCUGCGCCGCCCCUGCCCUCGGGGACCCUGAGCCCGCCCGGCGGCCGCGUCCUGCUGCUCGUCCUCUGGGGUGAGGAGGGCGCAGCGGGGCUCAGAGCCGACAAGGCAAGGCAGAAGCGCGCGCAUGGCUUCGGCGAGCGCGCGGCGACUCUCGGCUGGGGCGAGCGCGGCGGCUCAGCGCUGCUGCGGCCUCCGGCUCCACCCGACCCCGCCCCCGGGCCCCCCGGGCCCCCCGCGACCAAUGAGGUUUCUGACCUCUUGCAGCCUACUCUUGCCCCGGUCUGCACAGAUCUUGGCGUCUGAGACAGGCUUACCUCCCAGCCGUUCCUUCAUGGGCUUCACAGCCCCCUUCACCAACAAGCGAAAGGCUUACUCGGAGCGUAGGAUCAUGGGGUACUCAAUGCAGGAGAUGUUCGAGGUGGUGUCCAAUGUCCAGGAGUAUCGUGAGUUUGUUCCCUGGUGUAAGAAGUCUUUGGUGGUAUCCAGCCGUAAGGGGCACCUGAAGGCCCAACUGGAGGUUGGCUUCCCACCUGUCGUGGAACGUUACACCUCAGCAGUUUCUAUGGUCAAACCUCACAUGGUCAAGGCUGUUUGCACUGAUGGCAAGCUCUUUAACCACCUAGAGACCAUUUGGCGAUUCAGCCCUGGAAUUCCUGCCUACCCCCGAACUUGCACUGUGGACUUUUCGAUUUCCUUUGAAUUUCGAUCUCUGCUGCACUCCCAGCUGGCCACCAUGUUUUUUGAUGAGGUUGUUAAACAGAAUGUUGCUGCCUUCGAGCGCCGGGCAGCCACCAAGUUUGGUCCAGAGACAGCCGUCCCCCGUGAAAUGAUGUUGCAUGAGGUGCACCAGACUUGAGGCAAAAGAUUGUUCCCUGGUCUCUCCUCAAUGCCUCCCCUUCCCCCCCACCGAAUUCUCUUAUUUAUAUGGUUUGGCUCCUGCUGCAGCCUGAGAGAGGAGUCUGUUCAUAAUACUGUUCUCCUCUCUCAAUUACCCAGAAGUUGGGCUCUAAACUGGCUGGCAGUGCUGGGGGGAAGGGAAGGAAAAGGCAGAAGGUAUGGAAAGGAGACAUACCUAGGAGAGGCUCAGGCUCAUCCUGAGAGCCCCAUACGCCCACAACCUUCUCACACAGAAUUAGAAUUAGGACUCUGUGGUUGUCCCUGGGCCCCAACAUGGUGUCUUAGUGUCUCACCAGGGGGAGACACCAACUUUUCAAGGGAAUGAAUAAGCAGAGCUUUUUCCUUCUCCUUUGGCACAGGGGUUUCGAGUGGUAUAUAACUUUUGCCCUGCCCAAGGUUUACGGAAAAGGCAACCUGCCCCCACAGGUUGAAAUCCAUACAACCUCACUUUAAGACUAUUUCCAUGCUAUCUGGCUAGUGGAGAGCAAGGGGCUUACCAUCAGUGCCAAAGGGCCAAGGAGGAAAAAAAGUACUGAACAGAGUUGUCUUUGUACACUUGGGUUGUACCUUAUUCUUCCACUUAGCCCGAGUUUUUAUAAAAUUUUAAUAAAUUAUGACAGUGUGAAUUUGGCUUUCUUGCAUCGUUUCUUAGGGGAAUAAUGUAGAUAGAGCAGAACAGAAGUCAUGGCUUCCUUCCCCCCGGGGGGAUGAAGGUACAGCAGGAAGGCCUUGGACAUAGUGUCCCAGCUAACUAUAGUAGCACAUUCUACAAGCCUGGGCCUAUGACCCACCCCCUUGCCUAUUUAUAGACUUUUCAGAAGGUCAGUUACAGCAGGAGCCUCAGGACAGAAGCAUUUGGUCUCAGACCUCCCAUGUAUCUGUUGCCCUCAGGACCACCUCUUGAUAUUUUGGGGGCCUCCUUAAGGGAGGAUGUAAAAAAGAGUGGACACUCCACGAAGUACUGGAGCCCUCUAGUGGCUCAGGUCCUGAGCUAGCAGCCCUAUCCCAUUUUGUCCUUGGCAGAGUUUGUUCCUUUCACCCAGUGGGCUGGACCAGUUUCCUUGGAUUAGUCAGAUAAGCAGUUGUGAGGUCUCAGCUAUAAACCUUGAGUGUUCUGCCUUAUGACAAAAUUAGGAAGGAUCGGGGCUAAAAGUCAACGACUUACUAACCUUGAGGAACAACAAAAAUCUCCUUUGGAAAUCUUCCAGGGAGCCUGGCCUCUCUAAUUAGAAUGAAUGCCAAACCUGCUUAAAGAUAUACACAGGAUAACUUAUAACCCACUUAGUGCAGGUUCUUACUAGCCAGAUUCCUUACCUCAUAAUUGUCUUUCAAGUCUUAUUUAAUAGCAGGUUCAAGAAUUGUUAAU